This is a messenger RNA of Silurus meridionalis, 1797 nucleotides long. RefSeq names its product leucine rich repeat containing 3B (gene lrrc3b). The transcript is spliced from 2 exons. The coding region runs from base 598 to 1383 and encodes 261 amino acids. The record is from RefSeq and is a predicted model, not a curated record. Gene Ontology annotation, molecular function: protein binding. Lineage: Eukaryota; Metazoa; Chordata; Actinopteri; Siluriformes; Siluridae.
CGGACGGAUGCACGAUGAUCGGUGGUUUGGGUUUGUUUUGUUUUUUUCUGGAACCCUGCUAAGAUCCUUCUGAGACCGUGGACUCUUGCACUCUGUCUUGGGCGUGAACCUAUACACGCACACAUACACACGUACACACACACACGUACGCGCACACACACACACACACACACACGUACACACACACACGGCUCGUUACAGAGUGUCGGGACCAGAUCCCGUCGGUUCGCCGGAGCGCGCGCGCGCCCCUCCCUUUUCUCUCCCCGGCGACGCCGUGCAGGAGCGUGUCAACAAAACAUCUCAAAUAUGUGAAGAAGAAGAAGAGAAGCUGCGGGCCUUCUGUCAGACCAGCAAACGACCGUGCUUCCUAUAAAAGGACCUCUCUUUUUUUAUUUAUUUACAUUUUUUUUUAUUGUACACCGUUCUCUUAAAUAUGUCCUCGGAAUGCACGCGGUUUCGACCGAUUGCUGUUUCAUCGCAGGCCUGAGUGGAGAAUGAGAGUGCUGUGGCUCGGCAUGACCGUUUGGGCCUCUAUGGACCUGGCAUGAUUGGUCCAGCUAGCUGGCAGCGGCGGGAUUAUGCUGACGUGCAUCCAGCAUGACUCCGCUGGACUUGUGGCUCUCGCGCUCCAUCCCCAUGUGCCUCCUGCUGCAGAGCCUGGUGCUCAUGGCCCUCUGCUUCCCAUCAGCCAGUAUGUGCCCCAAAGGGUGUGUGUGUCAGCGGUCCGAGUACCCGCCCUAUGGCCUGAAUGUAACCUGCAGCCUGGCAGAGCUGAAGGAGAUCCCGUCGGACCUUCCUGCAGAUACGGUGUUCCUCCAACUGGAUCACAACCAAAUCCAUGCUGUGCCUGAGCGCACCUUCCAGGACCUAAGGAUGUUACGGCGGCUGAACCUGUCCCAUAAUUCAGUGGAGACGCUAGGCGAGAGCGCGUUUGUCGGCCUUGAGGCCUCUCUGGAGCUUCUGGACCUGUCACACAAUCGCAUUGUGAGCGUGCACAAGGACGCAUUUGCGCGGCUCAAGGCGCGCGUGCUGGUACAUGACAACCCGUGGCACUGCGACUGUGCGCUGCAGCAGGCGCUGGGCGGCAUGGCGCACAACCACGAAGCGGCGACACGCGUCUUGUGCCGCAGCUCUGAGCUGAGGGACCAGGAGGGACGUCCGUUCCUGGCAGUGGACGCCGAUUUGUGCAACUUGGCUAGGCGCACCACCGACUACGCCAUGCUGGUGACCAUGUUCGGCUGGUUCGCCAUGGUCAUCUCCUACGUUGUCUACUACGUCAGGCAGAACCAGGAGGAUGCACGGCGCCACCUGGAGUACCUCAAGUCUCUACCGAGCAAACCCAGGAAGCCAGAUGAACCAGAGGACAUCAGCACAGUGAUGUGACAUCGUUGUUUACGCCAAUAAGGCCUUGACUAAGCUGGUGAAGAGAAAAAAAAAUACUUCUGAUUCCGGAGAGCAAUUCAAUCUCAUUGAAGCUGAGACACCAACCAUAGAUAGUAGUCUAAUACUUACCGUGUGUCUUCUCUUUUUCCAGUUGUGCAUUACUGUUACGAAGUAUAAUAGGUCCAAUUUGUAAUACUUUUCCUAACUCUUCCUGUGUCCACAAGAGAUUUUAACUUCAAGAAGUGGCAUUAGUUGAAUAAUCACUAGCUCUUUAAAGAGAAGAUGGUGUAAAUGUCCUGCUUCAGACAUUGGAACGUGUGGUUUUAUGUUCCAGCUGGUAAAAUGCAAUCAAUAGCCCAUAUAAUAACUUACUCGCAUCUAUAAAUAUCUUAAUAAACACCUUUAUGACCAGUA